AUGUUUUUUACAUUCAUUUUGGUUUUUAUAUCUUUUAUAGCUUAUAAAGUUUAUCCAAAAUUCAGAGUACCCGAAGGAAUUAAAAAUGUACCGACAUUAAGUUUCUUGAAAUUGGUUUCAGCUAUUUUUUCUAAUGGGGGUCCUGACAAACGUUGGGAAAUUACACGUAAGGUUUUGGAAAAAGAAGGCAUUGGAAAACUCUGGUUCAAUGGAGUAUGGCAUAUCAUUACAACCGAUUUGGAACUUACAAAAGAUGUAUUUUCAAAGACAGAUUUGUAUCCUAAAACAUCGCUCGAUGAAUCAAUCCCCGGAUCUUUAACGGCUAAUUACUACGGUACGAACGUAGUCUUUUCCAACGGAGAUGUUUGGAAACGUCAUCGGUAUGGUAUCACUUCUCAUCGUAAAUCGAUUUCAGCAGUAAUUUAUUUCCCUUUAUUUCUUAGCCAUAUUACAAGUCCUGCGUUUAAAAGUUUACCCAUGCACGUAUUUGAUGAAACUGCUGUGAAAUUGUUGAAAGUCAUUGAAAAAGUUGAUAAUGGACCCUUAGAAGUUCAAGAUCUAAUGCAUAGACUUACCUUGGACGUUCUUGGAAGAGUUGCUUUUGGAUUUGAUUUUAAUAAUCUUGAAGAUCCAACAAACGUUUAUGUUACUACUUAUCAAGAAGUGACAGCCGAAUGUGAUAAGCCUAUAUAUUUUAUUAUUCCAUUUAUUGAAUAUCUCCCGUAUUUUGAUCGUACUGAAGCGCGUAAAAAAGUUGCAAAGAUUAAUGAAUUAUAUGAUGGACUUAUUGAAACGAAACGUAAAUCAAUGGAAACGGAAGAAUUGAGUAAAAAAAUAAACAAUAAUACCGCUGAUUUGUUAGAAUGUAUGAUACACGCUUCUAGUGAUCCAAAAUAUCCCAUGUCAGACGAAGAAAUGCGAUAUAAUCUUGCAAUGUUUAUGUUAGCUGGUCAUGAUACUACCGCUACUGCUUUGACAACCAUAUUAUAUGUCUUAGCCACCCACAAGGAUGUGCAAAGUAAAGCUCGUGAUGAAAUAUUACGCGUCCUUGGCGAUUCUUUAAUUCCGACCAUAGAUCAGCAAAGAGAAUUAAAAUAUUUGAACAUGGUUAUAAAGGAAAACUUAAGAUUAUAUCCACCGGUUCAUCAAUUACCAAGAAGAGAAAAUUCGGAGACUAUUAAAUUUCGAAAUCAUGUAUUUUUACCGAAAACACCUAUCUUAAUAAAUAUUUAUGGAAUCCAUCAUUCUCCAAAUAAUUGGAAAGAUCCUGAAGAAUUUAAUCCUGAAAGAUUUGAGAAUGAUAAUGAUGAAAAACGCGAACAAUAUACUUGGUUACCUUUUGGCAGUGGUACCAGAACUUGUUUGGGGAACAACUUUUCACUUAUUGAACAAAGAGUGAUGUUGUGUGCUUUACUAAGAAAAUAUGAGGUGUCUUCUCCUACAGAUAGUAUUCAUCAAGAUAAAUUACAUCUUGAUCAUUCUAGUUCUACACUUACGGGACUACAAUCAUUGCACUUAAUAUUUAAAAGAACAGAAUAA
Funneliformis mosseae is the source of this 1539-nucleotide messenger RNA. Lineage: Eukaryota; Fungi; Glomeromycota; Glomeromycetes; Glomerales; Glomeraceae. The record is from the annotation of a GenBank genome assembly.